ACGCAUUAAUAAUUAUAUUUGGAUAUUUUUAAAACCAAAAUAGGUUAUGGCAUUAGUUCGCGCUGUCAACCGUGAAUAUGCUAUCUUACGAUUUUAUAGAAAAUUCCUAAAUUUUGAAUACGUUAAAUAUCUGAUAUUCGACCCGGCCGCUUUGCCCAUAAUUACGAUAUUUAUAUUGUUGUUCGAACUUAUGCUAAAUGUGUUUGUCAUAGAAAAAGUGCCAUAUACUGAAAUUGAUUGGAAGGCAUACAUGCAAGAAUGUGAAGGUUUUCUGAAUGGUACCACCAACUAUGCCUUGCUAAAGGGUGAUACUGGUCCAUUGGUUUAUCCAGCUGGCUUUGUUUAUAUAUACUCCAUCUUAUAUUACGUCACAAGCCGCGGUCAAAAUAUACAUUUAGCGCAGUAUAUUUUCGGCGUAAUCUAUUUACUGCAGCUAUGGUUGGUCUUACGUUUAUAUAGUAAAAGUCGUAAAGUACCGCCUUAUGUUUUAAUAAUCAGUGCCUUUACUUCCUAUCGUAUUCACUCCAUUUAUGUUUUACGUCUUUUUAAUGAUCCCAUAGCCAUACUAUUUUUAUAUGCUUCUCUCAAUCUUUUUGUAGAUCGUUAUUGGUUUUGGGGUAGUAUCUUUUAUAGUUUGGGUGUGAGUACCAAAAUGAAUAUACUACUUUUCUCUCCGGCUUUAUUUUUUUUCUAUUUAACAAAUGUAGGUUGGUUAAAGACUAUACAGCAAUUAUUUGUGUGUGCCGUUGUCCAACUAAUAUUGGGGGCACCGUUCCUUUUCACUUACCCGAUAGAAUAUCUGAAAAGUAGUUUCGAUAUGGGUCGUGUUUUUGAUCAUAAAUGGACUGUAAAUUAUAGAUUUUUACCUAAACCGAUAUUUGAAAACAAAUAUUUCCAUCUAACUCUAUUGGUCAUGCAUUUACUAAUGCUCUUUAUGUUUGUUAAACCAACAAUGACUUACUUUCAAAAUUACGCACGCUUAAGAGAAUUAGAAAAGCAAUUCCAACCUCAACUGGAUAAACAAAAUACAAAAAUUAGGCAAACUAAACCGAAAAAAAGCAAAAAAUCGCGUUCAAGUAAACAACAGCUGGAAUCGAAGGACGAGCUGACACGCGAUCAACAGGCAUUUAUUAAAAGCUUUGAAAAAAGUUUGCAACGAACAUCGGGUUUAAAAGAACAUAAGAAAAUUGACUCUGAAGAAAGGCUAGGCCAGCAGAAUUUGGCUAUACACUUCGAUCAGUGUACGCAAUUGGCUUUAACGCCUUUCUUCAUAACUAAUUUCAUAGGCGUCGUGUUUGCACGCUCGCUACAUUAUCAAUUCUAUGUCUGGUAUUUUCAUUCCCUGCCAUACUUGGCUUGGUCUACGCCCUACAGCUUGGGUACACGUUAUUUACUUUUGGGUUUAAUUGAAUUUUGCUGGAACACCUAUCCAAGCACUUACUUUUCAAGUGUCAUACUUCAUCUAUGCCACUUUGUACUUUUGGCCGGGUUAGGUUACAAUGUAUAUAAAACCCUUUACCAAAGUAACACAUCACAACGACAACAAGACGAGAAAACCAAUGAAAGCUUUGAUGAUAAUCAGUUAAAUCAGUUAAAUAGUUCAAUUUCUUUAGAAAAAACUAAGAAGAAAAAUAACUAA
Glossina fuscipes is the source of this 1639-nucleotide messenger RNA. It is a transcript of the gene Alg3, whose product is annotated as lethal(2)neighbour of tid protein 2. NCBI's taxonomy places the organism in Eukaryota, Metazoa, Arthropoda, Insecta, Diptera, Glossinidae. Gene Ontology annotation, cellular component: endoplasmic reticulum. The transcript is spliced from 2 exons. The coding region runs from base 47 to 1639 and encodes 530 amino acids. The record is from RefSeq and is a predicted model, not a curated record. Gene Ontology annotation, molecular function: dol-P-Man:Man(5)GlcNAc(2)-PP-Dol alpha-1,3-mannosyltransferase activity.